Messenger RNA from Syngnathus typhle (broad-nosed pipefish), 1283 nucleotides. RefSeq names its product Sin3A-associated protein (gene sap18). The coding region runs from base 131 to 592 and encodes 153 amino acids. Gene Ontology annotation, cellular component: nucleus. The record is from RefSeq and is a predicted model, not a curated record. Gene Ontology annotation, biological process: negative regulation of DNA-templated transcription. NCBI's taxonomy places the organism in Eukaryota, Metazoa, Chordata, Actinopteri, Syngnathiformes, Syngnathidae. Gene Ontology annotation, molecular function: transcription corepressor activity; transcription factor binding. The transcript is spliced from 4 exons.
CGCCAAUCAGCAAACGGAAACAGUUUCCACGGUUUUGUUCCGUGCACGGCGUUGUAGCGAAUUUAUCCAAACAAGGCGGUGGAAAGUUUCAAUAAACUGCGUAAAUCAAGCAGUUAAAACAAAACGAGAAAUGGCCCUUGAAUCGCGUGUUACACAGGAAGAAAUUAAGAAGGAAUCCGAGAAGCCAAUCGAUAGAGAAAAGACUUGUCCCCUUCUCCUGCGAGUUUUCACCACCAACAAUGGCCGACACCACCGCCAAGAUGAAUUUGCCCGUGGCAAUGUUCCCUCCAGUGAACUGCAGAUAUACACAUGGAUGGACGCUACACUGCGGGAGCUGACCAGCCUCGUGAAGGAAGUGUAUCCAGAAGCCAGGAAAAAAGGAACCCAUUUCAGCUUUGCCAUCGUCUUCCCUGACCUCCGAGGGAAAGUGUAUCGCUUUAAAGAGAUUGGCAAUACGGUGUCUGGCAAGAAGUGUGCUGACGACUCCAUGACGCUGCAGUCUCAGCGCUUCCAGAUUGGAGACUAUCUCGACAUAGCCAUUACGCCUCCCAAUAGAGCCCAACCCCUUGGACCACGCAUGAGGCCUUUUUGAGCUAAUACAUUCUUGACAAAUACAAAAACCAACCCCCAUUGUUACCCUAAUUUUGUAAUCUUUUUUUUUAAAUCAUCUUGUACAAUAAGAUGUUCAGUAAACACAUCUUUUGAUUGUUUUAAUUUGUUGUCAGUGUAUGUUAGUGAACGUAUUGUAGCUGCCGUUGGCAUCCUCAUUAAGUGCGUGGCACAAAUUCUCUCUGACAAACGCCUGUGCACAACGCUCCCGGUGGAUGUGUUUGGAGCGGCAGGGUUAGCUCCUCUCCCAUUCAUUUCCGAACACAGCUACUGCCGCACCAUGACCUCAAUCGGAGCGCCUCAUGCGCGCACUGCCAUUCCAUUUUAUGAAUUGACAUUCUGUUUUUGACGCUCUGAACAAAUGUCAAGUUUGAGGAACACAUUGAGUUUCCAAAUAGUCGCAGUAAACCAGUGUGUGCUUGCAUAUUGACGUUGACAACCUGUUUUACAAAUUAAGCCAGAGCUGUGAUUGGCUAUGGUGAGCCCUCGCAACCCUGGCCAUGUUGGGGUACUUGCACAAUGCAGUACUUGCGCAUAGGACAAUAACCAUCUAAAAUAUAGAUUUCAUUGCUAGGCCUGAUAUGUGUGCAAAGUUUUUUUUUGUCCUUGUCUAGACCCUCAAAAUAGCAUAAUUUAACGUUCACCUGAAAAUAAACGAUUCUUAUUCAAAUUGA